AAUGGAUGCUAAGUCAGAGUACGACAGUUGCACCAGAGAGAUCAGAGCAAAACAAGUGAAAACGCGAAGAGGUGCUUGAAAGCCAGAAGAAGAACUGCAAAGCGAAAGUGAAACAGUGCGAAAUAUUGCUAACAAAUUUAAAAGCAAAAAAUUUACGAAUUAGUGCAUCACUAAAAUAUAAAUUCCAUAAUAAAAUAUUAACCCCAAUUACUAAGCGAAAUGCAAAAUUCCAGUAUUAAACAACUCUGCACUUUCACCAUCUGCUCACUGCUGCUGCUGCUGUCACAACUGGCCCAAGCGCAGCGUCCCUCCUUCGCCGGCAUCCGACCGCCUGGCCUUAACCAGAAGGACAAAUACAAUGUGAACUACAAUGUAAAUGCCAACGGCAGCAACACAGAUAUCGGCAAUCGCUUUGGAAAGCCAGCAGAUGAGCCACCAGCAUUGCCCUUUGGCGCGACGCAGAAACCACCCGCCAGUUACAUACCAAUCGUGUUUCCCGAAUCCAACUAUCUGCCAUUGGCCACACCGAACGCCACACCAGUGCCUGAUUUGAUUGCGAAUCGUUUUGGUAGCGGUAGCGGCGAGCCUGCAAAUGCUAGUAUAAAUACAAUUGCGAAUGCCAAUGCGAAUGCUCUUGGCAGCAAUGCAGUUGGCGUUGGUGGUGGUGGUGGUGGUGACGCGCCUACCCGCCUGCCCAUCGAUGCAAAAAAUGAUAGCGAGCUGGUGGCCAUAAUCAGCCGACUGCCAGCGGACCAGCGACCUUUCUGGUUUAUCAACGCUGCAGCGAUCGAGGCGCAAAGAAAUGGAUCGUUCGCGAAUUUCGCCGGCGCAGUCGAUUCGCGAGGAAGUUUCUUUGGUUGAGAUGAAAGCUGUGCAGGUGUGUCACUUAAGGUCUCACUUAUGAAGCAUAAUUUUUUUUUUUUUUUUAAUGUACAUACAUAUGUAGGUACAUUAUAUGCCGUUUAUGUAUAUUUAUUCGAGGUCGUAUAUAUUUUGUUAGUUUUAAUUGUAUGAGUAUUACGAUAUUUUGUAAGCAAAAAGUUAUCAUAUAGGUUCACGAACCAUUGAAAGGCCAUUUGUUCAUAUUGAAAAUUUACAGUCACAAAUAUGUAUUUAAGUAAGCAAAAGCAGACAGAGUGGAAUAUACGCAACUGAAGCAAAAAAAUAAUAAUAUA
Rhagoletis zephyria (snowberry fruit fly) is the source of this 1175-nucleotide messenger RNA. RefSeq lists its product as uncharacterized. The record is from RefSeq and is a predicted model, not a curated record. NCBI's taxonomy places the organism in Eukaryota, Metazoa, Arthropoda, Insecta, Diptera, Tephritidae.